Suillus fuscotomentosus is the source of this 1026-nucleotide messenger RNA. RefSeq lists its product as uncharacterized. NCBI's taxonomy places the organism in Eukaryota, Fungi, Basidiomycota, Agaricomycetes, Boletales, Suillaceae. The coding region runs from base 1 to 1026 and encodes 341 amino acids. The transcript is spliced from 6 exons. The record is from RefSeq and is a predicted model, not a curated record.
AUGGUAUAUGCAGUUCCUUUGAUAAUCUUUAUGGAUGAUGUUUCGGGAAACGUUUCGAAGCAAUGGAACAAACAUCAUGCCAUUUACAUGUCGAACGCAAAUCUACCCCGCGAAAUGCUCGAGAAGGAGUUCUUUGUGAUGAAAGAUUCUCUUCAUAAGGCAGCAGAGUCUGGCAUUGUUAUGUGGGACUGUAGAGAUGAGGAGGAGGUCAUGCUUAUUCCGUCUGGACUGUUUCUUGCUGGCGACAAUCCUAUGCAAGCUGAGGAAUGCAGUCACGCAGGUCUCAAUUGCAACUAUUUUUGCAGGACGUGUGAUGUUGGGGGCACGAAAGAAUAUAAGGCAUCUGAAGAAGGUUAUAACAGUAUAUUCAAGUCAGGUAAUUUACGAACACCCGAAAAGACCACUGAAGAUAUUCAACAUCAAUUCGAAGCUGCAAUGAAAUCAGGUGCCACAACAAAAGUGCAGAGUGCUGUUUCCUCCACAGGCAUUCGUGACAGCACCUUGGCGUCCAUCCUCGAGUCUCUCGUAGAACUCGGAAAGAAACUUCGUAAACGAGGGGCGGGCUUACCAGCAACAGCCAAAAGUGAAGUCACUGCAAUGCUCGAAAAGGAGUUUGAGGAAUUGCUACAAGGUGCCACACUCAAUGAUGCAAUGAAUCUGCUGCUUGGGAUGAAUGGGAUCAACAUGCACUUGGAUACACCGACUGAAAUCCUGCAUACAAUAUUGUUGGGUGUGGUGAAGUACUUUUGGGGUCAGAGUGUUUUUCUCCUCGAGAAAGCGAAGUUUCUGCACAUCUUUCAAAGCUGCCUCGAGUCUGUCGACAAAGACGGACUGAACGCACCCUCUCUCAAUGCGGACUACAUAUGUCACUAUAAAGGCAGUUUGAUAGGCAAACAUUUUAAGAGCCUGGCCCAAGUUAUGCCCUUCCUGGUGUACGACCUCGUCCCUCAGACAGUUGUCAAUGGUUGCUUACAUAAUCAAGCAAUCUUUUCACCAGUUACCAGUAUGAGUCAGAGUCCUCAGUAG